Parnassius apollo (apollo) is the source of this 1629-nucleotide messenger RNA. The record is from the annotation of a GenBank genome assembly. NCBI's taxonomy places the organism in Eukaryota, Metazoa, Arthropoda, Insecta, Lepidoptera, Papilionidae.
AUGGCUGCCGUUAUGCAGAGCCAUGCAGAAUCCGGUGAAAUGAAAAGGAAGCGAGGUCGUCCGAGAGUCGACAAGACCAGUCCAGAGUAUCUGGCCAGGAAGAGGAACAGAGAAAUAGAAGCGCUAGAGAGGAAAGCGAAAAGAGAAUACAGGAGACGUGCGACUGGAGACUCGGCCGCAUCCUCGUCGACCGGCGACACGACGCCGCGAGUCAAACGUAAAUACACGAAGCGGACGCAGAGUACGAAGAAGAAUGACUCGCAAACUCCAACGUCAGAGAGAGUGAAAGGCAAGAGAGGUAGGCCGAGGAAGACUGAGCAGUUGGCGAGUAAGCAGCCACAGCAGGCCAAGAUCAGAGUACGUAGCAACCUGAUGCCGCCCAGUACGGAACCUAUUACACUGGACAGCGAUGAUGAGCCGGAUCUGGGAUCACCAAGUCAAGCGUCCGACUCGCUGAGCCUAGACGAGAACUUACGUGCCUUGCGGCAUAUUCACGAGAAAUAUGCCAAUAUUGAUAAGGAUGACAUGUACGAGGCGCACCUCCUGGCAGCAAACUUCAAGAAGCCGCCGAUGGACCAGAGCCGACUCGCCAACCACAAGGACGACGACGAGGUACUAUCGGUCCGGAGUUCUGAAGGUUGUGCUUCGGUUAAGGAGUUGGAUACCAGAGUUGAGAAAUUGGAGGAUAGUUCCAACUCUGAUUCAGGCAGCAGUACUUCAGGGUCAGGCAGUUCGAGUUCGGGCAGCAGCUCGUCGUCCAGCUCGGACAGUUCCAGCUCGUCCGACAGCUCGGACAGCGAGUCGGAAGCUGGGGAUGAAAAGCCCAGCGCUGGGACUGAUGAUGCACUACCUACACCGAUUGUGCCCACCAAUGCGGUCGAGGACGACAGGUCGUUCGGCGCGUGGUCGUCGUACAGCGGCGCGUACACGGGCUCGGGCUCGGAGUCAGAGUCGGAUCUGGAGGGUGCGGGCGCGCUGCCCACUGCGCCCAGCGCUGGGGGCGAGGCGCCGCGCGACGACGACAUCAGCGAGUCGGACAACGAGUCCGCCGACAAGAGCUUCCAGUGCCACGUGUGCCGCAAGUGGUACUCCACCAGGGUCACGCUCAAGAUCCAUCGCCGCGUGCACCAGAACAAGGGCGGCGGCAACUCACGUUCUCGCACCCGUACUUCAGAACGCUACGAGUGCGACUGCUGCAGCGAGACCUUCAGCCGCCGUGACAAGCUCUGGGAACACAGGGCGGAAGCGCACCGCGGCUCGAUGACGGUGCGGUGCGAGGUGUGCAGGAAGUGCUUCGAGGACGAGGCCGAGCUGGCCGCGCACGACAAGAACCACACCGCGGACGAGCGGGCCGGGCGGUGCGGCGAGUGCGGCGCGUCGUUCCCGCGCUACGAGCAGCUGCGGCGGCACCGCGCGUGCGCGCACGGCUCGUCGUCGCCCGCGCUACCGCACGCCUGCGCGCAGUGCGGCAAGCGCUUCGGCCACGCGCACUCGCUCACGCGCCACAUGCACAACCACGCCAAGCAGCUCUACCGCUGCGUCGUCUGCAAGGCGUCAUUUGCGAAAGCGGAGCAACUAGCGCAACACCUGAACAGCCACCUCGCGAACUACAAGCGCCUCAAGCCGUAA